This is a messenger RNA of Rhododendron vialii, 1641 nucleotides long. RefSeq names its product taxadiene 5-alpha hydroxylase-like. Lineage: Eukaryota; Viridiplantae; Streptophyta; Magnoliopsida; Ericales; Ericaceae. Gene Ontology annotation, molecular function: monooxygenase activity; heme binding; iron ion binding. Bases 34 to 1488 code for a protein of 484 amino acids. Gene Ontology annotation, biological process: sterol metabolic process. The record is from RefSeq and is a predicted model, not a curated record. The transcript has 4 exons.
GUACACAAAAACAUAGCCAAAGAAUAAAGAAAAAUGGAGAUGUCUUUGAUUGCCUUAGCCGCAAUUACCUUGGUUUACGUUAUUUUCCUUUUGAAGUUCCUAACGAUCAAGAAAAACCGUGGGUACAGAAAUCUGCCGAACGGGUCUCUUGGCCUGCCGCUGAUCGGAGAGACCCUAAGCUUUUUACAUGCUCACAAGAAAGAACAAGGCGCCGAAUGGAUAGACAAAAGGGUGGCGAAAUAUGGACCGGUAUUCAAAACCUCAUUGUUGGGUUCUCCGGUUGUAUUUAUUAUGGGUAUUGCCGGAAACAAGUUUAUACUUGGCUCAGGCGAAGAUGUGUUUGCUACUACCCGGCCGAAGAGAAUAUCUGACCUCCAAGGAGAAAAUAACAUCUUUGAGCUCUCCGGGUCGAGGUAUAGAUUGAUUAAAAGGGCAAUGUUAAGCUUCCUAAAACCUGAAAGUCUACAGAACUACGUCAAACGGAUGGACGAUUUGGUCACCGCCUCAUUACUGAGAGAGAUAAAAGAGAAAGGCAGCACCAUUAAAACUGUGAGUUUCAUGAAGAAGCUGACAUUUAACGUCGCCUGCGACAUUCUUUUCGGCAUCCAUGACGAGGCAACGAAGGAGGCAUUCUUGGAUGAUUUCCAUAUCCUUUUCAACGCGCUCGGGUCUUUUCCCGUAAAGUUCCCAGGGUCUGCCUACUCCAAGGGCUUGCAAGCCAGAGCAAGGAUCUGCGAUCGACUCUUGCCGAUUUUGAGGAAGAGAAGGGAGGCGCUCGCCGCAGGCGCUAUGUGUCCGACAGACGACGUAGUGUCGUGCCUGCUAGCACUGAAGGAUGAGAACGAAGAACCCGUUUCGGAAGGCAUGGUGGUGGAUAAUUUUACAAUCCUAAUAAUUGCCAGUCACGACACAACUGCUGUUCUUUUGAGUUUGAUGGUGUGGAAGCUAUCCAACGAUAAGCAGAUAUACUCCGAAGUUUUAAAAGAACAAAUGGAUAUAUUGAGAGACAGAGAAGCAGGAACAGAAGGAAAGUUAACAUGGGUUGACAUUCAAAAGAUGAAAUUCACAUGGCAAGUAGCUCAGGAAUUGAUGAGGAUGAUACCCCCUGUUUUUGGUACCUUCCGAAAAGCACUGAUAGAUACUAGCUUUGGUGGCUAUGAUAUACCCAAAGGAUGGCAGGUGUUUUCCGUAACCCAUGCGACACAUAUGGAGAAGGACAUCUUCAGUAGUCCUACGGAGUUUGAUCCGUCCCGUUUCAACAAGUCCGCGAAACCACUCCCACCGUACGCUUAUAUUCCUUUCGGAGCUGGACUUCAUAGCUGUAUCGGGAACGAAUUUGCCAGGAUUGAAGCCUUAACUACUAUCCACAACUUGGUUACAAAGUUCGAGUGGUCACAAGUGCAUCCCGAUGAAACCAUUACUCGUAGAGCAAUGCCGUAUCCAUCGAUGGGUCUUCCGAUCAAAAUCCGUCCAAGGGUUACAACAUGAAUGGUCGUUCCGAUAGCUGCUCGUAUACAAUUUCUUCUAUAGUGUUCAAGUUCCUGUGUUGUCCCAAUAAAUUUGCUUGUUCUUAGUCACAUAUAUGCUACUUCUUGCGUAGCCAACUUUUCUAGAUUUUAUUGUUGUGUUUUUCAUGACAAA